Messenger RNA from Laccaria bicolor S238N-H82, 1294 nucleotides. RefSeq lists its product as uncharacterized. The record is from RefSeq and is a predicted model, not a curated record. The transcript is spliced from 7 exons. Bases 147 to 1103 code for a protein of 318 amino acids. NCBI's taxonomy places the organism in Eukaryota, Fungi, Basidiomycota, Agaricomycetes, Agaricales, Hydnangiaceae.
GUUUUUCCUCCUUUAUCUAUUUAUUUGACGACUUACGACUCCGAACGCAGACAGUCCACGAGAUCGAAACGCACCACACAAGCACCACAUUCAUUUCUCAUCUCACUGGAAUCUGUUUCAAAGGAGCCUCAGAUCCUAAUUAUAUUAUGCUCACACAUCGCGGAUUCUCAGCCUGGAUAACAGUGGGCGACAAACCCCUUCCAGAGUAUCUCGUUGCCUAUGAUUCUGCUGCCAACCGCUUGUCUUGCUGGAUUCCAAGCGAAGAAGGUCAGAAAUUCGCUGUGUGUUGGAGAGACCAUGGUAGCAAAGUGGACUCUUGCGGUUUUAUCACUCUGGAUGGUCACAUUGUUCCGGGACGUUUCUUAUUCGGGGAAGGGUUUACUCAGAGAUCAGGAUUCAGGACAUCCAGAACAACAGAGCGACCUUUCCAAUUCCAAAAAGUGCCUGAUAUUGUUGGAGAUACAAUCGAUCAAGCAGCAAACAAAGAAACAGGGAUGAUAAUUUUGCGAAUCAAGAGAGUCGUUCGGAUUUCAAGCAGGCCACCAAACCUAAUCCAAGACACACCACCGGUGUUGGCUCUUGGUAAGCGUAGGCCAGGGGAUAUAUGUGUAGGCCUGGGGGAAGAAACGGAAUCCCUUCAGUAUGGCUCGACUUGGCAUGUCGUACCUCAUGGCAAGGACUCGCCUAGCCGCAAAGUGCCGAGCACGUAUGUAUCUUUUGUCUUUCGUUACAGAACAGCUGAAUUUCUCGAAGCUCAGGGGAUCUCUACAGAGCGAAAGCCCAUCAUAGCUCCUUCGCGUAGGGUAGCUAGUCUUCCCCCCAGUAUGAGUACGCCGCCAUCACAUAUUUCGGAUCUUCCGAGGCUGCCCAGGUUGACGACGGCGGUGACCAACCACUACCCAAAUGCUACAUAUAGGCGGCCAUCCAUCGAGCUGAGAAGAACAGUUAGCUGGAAGGCUACUGCGACAACAUCGAACAACCCUGGUGUCCAAAGAUAUUUUGUCCUUGGGGCUGGCCUGGAACUAAAGGUCGAGCCUAGUCAAGAAGUUAAUUUCCAUGCCGAUUCUUUAGCUCUCGAGAGUGCAGGAAAUCAAGGGAACUGAGAGCCGCCAUGUAAGCCCGCUACGCUAGUGGGUCUUACCUUUCUCUUUCUUCUCCCCCGCCAUCUUUUCCUCUCACCGUUAUAACUUUUUCUUUCUAGUUAGUUAAAAUCUUGUUUUGACCGAAGUACAGUUUAACUCCUGUUCCCUUCCCUUGCAUUAAAGUACAUAUAUAUUACACAAUCGACAAGGCA